AGAAAAGUGCAGCUUAAUCUCAAAAGACUUUGGAAGAGAUUACAGGAGGGAUUUGGUCAUUAUUUUGGAUCUGAACUGAGUAGUCAUUAUCAGAAGGGGGGACCCAACAUCACAUGCAUUUCGGACAAAGUAAUAAAUUAAAGAGAGCCACAUAAUAGUAGCCUUUCACCAAAAUGGAAAACCCUUACAACUGCACGACUAUUCUCACUUUUGAUUUCACUUUCCUCGUAUGGAAAUCCCCCUCUGUUCCCACCACCUAGUUGUUGUCCUCCGUAGAUAGAUCUCUGUUCUGAUGCUUUAAAAGUUGCACACAGUACUUUUGUGUCAUCAGUAGUACUAGUUUUGUUUUGUGUUGAAGGAGAGGGGAAAAAUGGGUCGGGGAAAGAUUGAGAUAAAGAAGAUAGAGAAUUCAACCAACAGGCAAGUCACUUAUUCAAAGCGGAGGAAUGGGAUUUUCAAGAAAGCCCAUGAACUCAGCGUUCUCUGUGAUGCUAAGGUCUCACUCAUCAUGCUUUCUGGUACUAAGAAGUUCCAUGAAUACACCAGCCCUUCCACUACGACAAAGAAGGUUAUUGACGAAUAUCAAAGCAUUACUGGAAUUGAUCUGUGGAAUACCCACUACCAGAAAAUGCAAGCACAUUUAAGAAGACUGAAGGAUGUCAACAAUAAACUGAGGACAGAGAUCAGGCAAAGAAUGGGGGAAGAUCUGAAGGAUCUGAGCUGGGAACAGAUGUAUAAUCUUAAGGAGAACAUGCACGAAGCCAUUGCUCUAAUUCGUGAAAGAAAGGUGUCUGUUCUUAAUUAUUGUUCAUUUCUAAGGAUUUUCCUACCAAAUAUCCAAAAUUGAAACUUGGAUUUCUUCAAAUAUUUUUUGUGUGAUUAUGGGAAUCAAAAUGGUGGUGGUACGUUUUGAGUUUAAUUCUGAGUUUGCCAUGUUUGCAGUACCAUGUCAUCAAAAAUUCAACUAACACCUGCAGGAAGAAGGUCUGUACUUCUGAUCUCUUACAACUCAUUAUCAUUAUUCAUAGUAUAGAAAUCAACUAAUUACACCGCUCAACUAUUACCCUAUUUAGGUGAGAAACCUCGAGGAAAGGCAUGGAAAUCUCCUGUUUGACCUGGUAAUUUCAUUAACACAAACUUUAUAUCUACCUAGCUGUAUACUUCAUUUUAUCAUUAUUACUCUUUCUUAUCCCCUUCCGCUUUCUUAUAAUUGUCGUAUUUGUUGUAAGAUAACCAUUUUUUGGAUAGAUGGAAUAAUUGUUAUGUUACGUGGUUUCAACGCGCACCUAAAGUCUCUCUUUUUUUUUUUUUUUUUGUAAAGGAAACAAGAUAUGAGGAUCCAAAGUACGGAAUAGUGGACAAUGCCGGGGAUUUCAACUCUGCUGUUGCUUUUAUUGAUGGAGGAGGAAUUCCCAAUCUCUAUUCAUUCAGAUUGCAGCCUCGUCAUCCCAACCUUCAAAAUCUCCGCUUAUCUUAGUCAACCCAUUAAUCGAUCGAUGAUCAUUAAUCAAUCUAUUUUAAAGCUCCGAGAUAUGUAUCUACUAUCUGUUUGUCUAGCUGAUCAUAAAAUGACAUUAUGAUAAUCGGCGUUUAAAAUCAAUUCCUAUAUGGAUGUUAGUUUUAUUGUUAGUACCCUGUUAUAUACUGAUGAAGAGAAUGGUACGCAGAGCUGGCAGGCAAUUCAUGUGCUCUGAAUUAACUUUAAGCUCUUUACCAGUCUAAGCUUAUCUAAUCGAUGUUUUAUGCUUACAUGGUUCUGUCUCCCUGCAAAGAUCUUAAAUCAAAUUUAGUUGCAUUCAUAAUCGCCCUAAAAUCGUCGUAAAGUUGUGAAAAAAAUAGUGCAACAAACGAACUUGUUAUCUUGUACUACUAAUGGAUACAACCAUUAAAUGCAGUAGAUUACUAGUGUUUCGAUUGUAUAUCAUAUAAAAUAUAAUUUUCAAAGGGGGAUGUAAUUGUCUACUGAUAGUUUUUUAUUUGGAGUUUUAUUGAUUACGUACAAGUA
Molecule: messenger RNA, 2005 nt
Organism: Oldenlandia corymbosa var. corymbosa
Lineage: Eukaryota; Viridiplantae; Streptophyta; Magnoliopsida; Gentianales; Rubiaceae
Source: the annotation of a GenBank genome assembly